CUGUGUAGUGUAGUAGGAGAGAUCGAGACCAUUCGGAAUACGAGGGUUUGUUUUGACUGCCUUUUCAAAACAUACUAUACACUGCACUAGCGUCGGUAAAUGCAAGCGGAUUCCAUGUGCAUUUUGGUGGCGCCUUUGGUGGUUGCAAUGGAUGUGUAUUGCUGUUGACAAUUCGAGGGAUUCAUCGGUCAGACACGACAGGAAGAUAAUUAUGUGAAACAACCAUUGACAUAUCUCAUGUGGUUUAAAAGAGAGACCUGGAUACCCAGACACCAGAUUGGACACUGAACGAACGAACGGUGCUAGCAAGGCCAUAGGAAAUACGUUCAAACUCCAGAUAUUGAAGACCUCGCGCCACACUGACAGUGACAGUAUUCUGACCUGCCAUGGAUCCUAACCCAGACUACCCCCUCGUUCCCUAUGAACAUCCGUCAUGGACUUCAACAAUUAAACAGGAUAUGAUCCCGAAAUACAGACUUAAGCUUGGAGUUUUACACACACCCAUCCAGCGUUGGCGCUUGCCCGACAUACCGGAUGACUUUGAAGUGUUCGUUAAACGUGAUGACAUGACAGGAAGUGUUCUAACAGGCAACAAGGUUCGCAAGCUUGAGUUUCUAAUGGCUGAUUGCGUGCAUAAAGGCUGCCAGGCCAUCAUAGCAUGCGGAGGAAUCUUUUCAAAUUCUUGUAGAGCAGCAGCCAUAGCAGCAAGACAGAUGGGUUUCGACAGCCAUCUACUCCUAUGGUCAAAAGGAACGGAGAUGCCUUUCACGGGGAAUGCACUUCUCGAUAGGUUGGUUGGGUGUAACUUUUACUUGAUGCCGAAAGAUUGCCCAUUCCAGACAGAUGUUUAUCCCCGUAUGCAUCAGCUCCAUGAUCAUAUCUUUAAAACAUCAGGGAAGAAAGCUUAUGAGAUUCCUUUUGGUGGGACCAAUGAAAUAGGAGUGUGGGGUUACAUCGACUGUUUUCAUGAACUCAUGGGUGAGGGACUAUUUGAAUCCGGUUUCACUGAUAUCGUGAUAGCUGGCGGAAGUGGAGGGUCUGUAAUUGGUCUAGGUAUAGCAAACUACCUGACUGGAAGUAAAUUAAAAAUUCAUGGGAUGGCUGCGUGUCUUGAUAAAGAAUAUUUCCACAACGAAGGCGAUAAGAUUCUCAGGGCACUCGGUCUGCAGGAGGAGGGUGGUUCAGGUGUUAAAACGAAAGACAUUGUCCAGUUUGCUGAAGUCGUGGGCAUUGGAUAUGGCAUCAACACGCCAGAGGAAAUGGAAUGUAUAGAGAAGAUCGCCACAACGACUGGUAUAUUCGUUGACCCAGUUUAUUCAUCAAAGGCUGCUUACCAUCUUAUCAAGAUGAUGAAUGAGAGUCAAGAUUCACUAAAAGGAAAGAAAAUACUCUUCAUCCAUACAGGUGGCGUAUUUGAUCUUUUCAGCGGCGUCUUUGCUUCCAGGAUGAAUGCAAAAUCUUCAGCUCAAAACAGGGUACACGAUUGGAUGGAACUCACCGACAAAGUACCAACCUGUCAAUGAAUCAAUGGUGACAUAGGCUUUAGAAGAUAUCUCACAAGAAAAAAGUUCUCAUCUACGUUAUAAACCAAUGAAUGUAGACGGCGUGAGUACAAUGGCGCAGAGCACUUUGUUGCUGCCCUCUAAAUUCGUUGGUAAAAACUUUAUAUUUUGAUUGAAAAACUUACUGAACGUUGAUAUCAUCAUGUAGGUCCAUGAUAUCAUUAAUUCAUGCUCUACCCUUGUCAUUUUGUCUUCCAUGAAAAUAACUAACCGGCAAUAAAAAUAUGAAAAUGGGCAAUAUAUUUUCCAUUUUAGGAGAGUUUAAGAUUAUCAAAGUGAAUAUCCCUCUUUUAUUAGUUCAUGGAAUUUACCGCCAAAUUUGAAAUUGUAGAAACAAAUUGAAUUAAAAAAAAUCAAGAAGAAUAAAUGAUUUUUAAUGAAGAUUAAAUGAUUUAAAAGAGGAGGCGCGAAAGCUCAGUCGGUAGCGGGGGGAUUCGUAUUCUGGUGACCCGGGUUCGAUUCCCACUUGGUGCGCUAGUGCCCUUUGGUAAGGCAUUAAUCCUCAGUACAAAGUCCUUCGGAGGGGACCUUAAUCCGUCGGUCCUCUGGUUGCUUGCUUACAAGCAUUCAUGCUUUCUAAGCAAUCAGGUAAAAAUCACCAAUCACCACAUUAUAGAAAGCACUUGCAAAACUAAAUACGGAUGAGGGAAGGGGAUGAAAAAGAAGUGAAAGGGAGGGGGUCGAGGAAAAAACAUCUGAUAUGCCUAAUUGAUCAAUUCAGAAGACAUUAUUUCUACGAUAUUGGUGUUUGAUUUUGAUUUUCUUUU
Messenger RNA from Lytechinus variegatus (green sea urchin), 2329 nucleotides. Its product is annotated as bifunctional D-cysteine desulfhydrase/1-aminocyclopropane-1-carboxylate deaminase, mitochondrial-like. Bases 387 to 1523 code for a protein of 378 amino acids. Lineage: Eukaryota; Metazoa; Echinodermata; Echinoidea; Temnopleuroida; Toxopneustidae. The record is from RefSeq and is a predicted model, not a curated record. The transcript has 10 exons. Gene Ontology annotation, molecular function: D-cysteine desulfhydrase activity.